Messenger RNA from Lutzomyia longipalpis, 1160 nucleotides. RefSeq names its product ubiquitin carboxyl-terminal hydrolase isozyme L5 (gene Uch-L5). NCBI's taxonomy places the organism in Eukaryota, Metazoa, Arthropoda, Insecta, Diptera, Psychodidae. Gene Ontology annotation, cellular component: cytoplasm. The record is from RefSeq and is a predicted model, not a curated record. The transcript has 2 exons. The coding region runs from base 95 to 1069 and encodes 324 amino acids. Gene Ontology annotation, molecular function: cysteine-type deubiquitinase activity. Gene Ontology annotation, biological process: ubiquitin-dependent protein catabolic process; protein deubiquitination.
GGGAGCAUUGUAUAGUGGAAGCAGCAAUAGGAGGAAAAUAAAGAAAAGGAAAAGUGCUUCAUCACGCAGAAAAAUUUACUUUUCUCCAGGAAAAAUGGGUGAAAGUGCUGGAAAUUGGUGUCUCAUUGAGAGUGAUCCGGGAGUUUUUACAGAAUUAAUAAAGGAAUUCGGAGUCACCGGAGCUCAAGUUGAGGAGCUUUACUGCCUGGAUUCGGAGCAAUUUAAGAAUCUCCAUCCGGUGCAUGGGUUGAUCUUCUUGUUCAAGUGGGUGCAGGAUGAUGAACCAGCUGGUUCCGUGGUGGAGGAGGGUGACAGUCGUCAGUGGAAUAUUUUCUUCGCAAAGCAGGUGAUCAACAAUGCCUGUGCUACUCAGGCAAUUCUCAGCAUUCUCCUGAACUGUACCCAUCCGGAUAUAACGUUGGGUACAACGUUGAGCAACUUCAAGGAGUUCUGCAGUAGCUUCGACCCGUACAACAAGGGCCUAACGCUGAGUAAUGCUGCUGAGAUUCGCUCCGUGCACAAUUCCUUCGCCCGGCAGACCCUCUUUGAGCUGGACUCCAAGACCCCCAAUAAGGAUGAGGAUGUCUUCCAUUUUGUCGGCUAUGUGCCCAUCGAUGGAACACUGUAUGAGCUUGAUGGGCUCAAAGAUGGCCCCAUUGAUUUGGGAAGCGUUGGCCCGGGGCAGGAUUGGCUGGAUGUGGUGAAGCCAAUCAUUGAGAAGCGCAUGCAGAAGUACAGCGAGGGAGAGAUUCAUUUCAACCUCAUGGCCAUUGUGUCGGAUCGUCAGAUGAUCUAUAGCCGUGAAAUUGAUCGGCUGAUGAAUCUCCCGGACACGGAGAUUGACAUGGAGGCGCGUCAGAGUGAGAUUACACGCCUCCGGAUGCUGAUUGAGGAUGACAUUGGGAAGAAGAAUCGCUACCGUGUGGAGAAUAUCCGGCGGAAGCACAACUACCUGCCGCUCAUUGUGGAGCUCCUGAAGAUGUUGGCGCAAAAGGGCCAGCUGAUGCCGCUCUAUGAGAAAGCCAAACAGCGAGCUGCUGAAAAGGAGGCCACCAAGACAUCCUCCUAAAUCCCUGCUUAUCCCCCCCCCUCUCACCCCCUGUCUUAAAAAUUCAAGCAUUUUUCUAAUAAAAAUCAAUUUUCUCGGAUAAAAAACAAAA